UGCUUUGGUGGUUCACUCAAGUCUCUUACAUAUUGCCACUUGUCAAUCAGCUCAUGGAUACCCUCGUGUAAGACAGAUACCUGGCAUCCGACAGCUGUUUCGUCUAUUCCCCAGCUGCAGUUUGGUACAUCAUUAUCAUCAUCGAUGUCGAUCUUGUGACCAUUUGGUCACUCCACCCCAAUGCCGCUCACGGGCGCGUCGUCGCAAUUGGGACUUCAGACGGGUGCUUCAUGGAAGUUCAGUACACAGCCUUCACCGCGCACCAGCGAUACAUCCUUUCGAUUAUCGAGAGGACGUGUUCUUCAAUCUCGGUCGCGGGGUCAUUGAUCAUUAUCCUCACCUUUAUCGGGUCGACCCGCUUUCGCAAACCUAUCAAUCGCUUGGUGUUUUUUGCUGCAUGUGGGAAUGUCAUGUGUAAUGUCGCCACGCUGGUAUCGGUGUCGGGCCUGGACAGCGGGCCAGAUAGCGACCUCUGUCAAUUUCAGGCCUUCUUUUUGCAAUGGUUUAUGGCGUCCGAUGCGCUCUGGACGUUCGCUAUGGCCUGUAAUGUUUACCUGGCCCUUUUUCGAAAACAUGACACGGAGCAUCUACGGAAUUUGGAAUGGAGGUAUAUGCUGCUAUGCUACGGGGUUCCGUUCAUCCCUGCUUUGGUCCUGCUCUUCGUAAAAAAUGACCGCCAGGGAAAGGUCUUUGGGAAAGCCACGCAAUGGUGUUGGAUUUCAAACGAAUGGGAUUACCUACAGAUCGCUGUCUUUUACGGACCGAUAUGGUUGGUCAUCGCAGUAAAUUUCAUUAUAUAUACUCGCGUGGGUUGGUAUAUCUACCGCGGACGUCGCGAGCUCAACCGCUUUCGCAGUCCAGACACCGAGAUGGGACCGGAGAUUUUCUCGUCCAUGGAUUCCGACAAUCGCACGGUGCAAACCGAGACCACGGGCGGAUCGUCAAUGGAGAGGGUCAGACUCGAGAACUCGAACAUUCCCCAGCCUGACUCGGCCGUGCGGGCGUAUACUAAGUACGCCCUAACGUUCUUCCUCGCGAUGUUCAUUACCUGGAUCCCCUCCAUCGCUAACCGGAUCUACGCCUUGGCGACGCCGGCAAAUCACUACAUAUUCGGAUUGACCAGCGUCGCGAGCUUCGUGCUUCCGCUGCAGGGCUUCUGGAAUUGUGUCAUUUACAUCGUUGUAUCGUGGGAUGCGAUGUCGUCUGUGCUGCAAGAUCUGCGCCAUUGUUCAUUUUCUAGAUUGGGGAGUGUACCAAUACCCAGCUUUCGGAUAGGUUCAAAUACAACUGAGAAGGAUUGACACGAGAUGUGUUCGCUCGAAUGCUGGGCAGUGCGUAGUGGGGGAUGUCUAGCGACGAGAAAUUACUUUGUCCAGUCCACUUGGUUACGAUAACUUUUAUCUUCCUGAGUAGAUGAGAAAUGAUGACAGACGCGAGGAUGAAUUUUGCUGGGAGUUGGAGGUAUCCGCCGAAUUCCAGCGGCAAUUCAAGAUUUCCUACCGUGGCUGCCUUUGCAUAUAGC
This is a messenger RNA of Aspergillus candidus, 1522 nucleotides long. Its product is annotated as family A G protein-coupled receptor-like protein. Gene Ontology annotation, molecular function: G protein-coupled receptor activity. The record is from RefSeq and is a predicted model, not a curated record. Lineage: Eukaryota; Fungi; Ascomycota; Eurotiomycetes; Eurotiales; Aspergillaceae. The coding region runs from base 231 to 1301 and encodes 356 amino acids. Gene Ontology annotation, cellular component: plasma membrane. The transcript has 4 exons. Gene Ontology annotation, biological process: cell surface receptor signaling pathway; adenylate cyclase-activating G protein-coupled receptor signaling pathway.